Messenger RNA from Boeremia exigua, 588 nucleotides. RefSeq lists its product as uncharacterized. Bases 95 to 523 code for a protein of 142 amino acids. NCBI's taxonomy places the organism in Eukaryota, Fungi, Ascomycota, Dothideomycetes, Pleosporales, Didymellaceae. The transcript has 2 exons. The record is from RefSeq and is a predicted model, not a curated record.
ACUCGACCCCUCUGCAUCCUUCCAACGUAUCAUUCACAUCAAUUGACUACAAACCUAAACAGAUCUACAGAUACCUCACAUCUCCACGCACACAAUGGAAAAGAUCAAGGAGAAGCUUCACAUCGGCUCCAGCCGCCGCAAGUCACAGCCUGAGAACGACGUUGCCGCUGCGUCAGACACAACACACAGCACCACCUUCAACUCUGGCCCCGGCCAUGUUGACACCACGGGCACCCAUGGCAGGACCGGCAACACCAUCGAGGACUCCUACGAGGACCGUGGCAGCUUCGACGAGGAGCUCGCAACCAUGACUCCAGAUGAGCGCGUCGCCUACCUGAAGGAGUACGACGAGUCAGACAAGACCGACGAGCCGAAGAAGGGCGGCCUCAUCGAGAAGCUGAUUGCACGCGGCAACAAGAGAACCGAGGACCAGCUCGCACAAGAGCACGCCCAAAGGACUGCUGCGCAGACCAACCUGAGCGGCGCGGCUGCCACCGCUGGCCAGAACCCUGUCAUCCGAUAGGCGCCUUCGACUGUCAUGACGAGCAAGAGCAAGACAUGAACAGGACUCUGAGUGGAGGAUUAGCG